GGUGAUGAGAGAUUUGCUGUUUUACCAACAUUUGGUGUUAUUGCUGGAUUAUCUGCUCUACCAUUAGAUAAACUUCCUGAUGUAUUGGGCGAUUUCAAUCUGAUGAAACUUCUUCACGGAGAACAAUAUCUUGAAAUUAAGAAGCCAAUUCCAAUUUCAGGUAGAUUAACUUCAUUGCCUAGAAUUGUGGAUAUACUUGAUAAAGGAAAAGGAGCGACUGUGAUUAUUGGAGUUGAAACAAAGGAUGAAAAUGGAGAAACC
Molecule: messenger RNA, 261 nt
Organism: Entrophospora sp. SA101
Lineage: Eukaryota; Fungi; Glomeromycota; Glomeromycetes; Entrophosporales; Entrophosporaceae
Source: the annotation of a GenBank genome assembly